CCAGUCAAUAUCGAAUAGAACGUCGUAAGGUGUGUUUCACAAGUGGCCAACUCAGGCAGAAAAAACAGAUACAAAAAAAAAACAAUUAAAAAACGAGAAAAAUAAUAAAAACGUUAAUAAAAUUUCCAAAUACUUAGAUUGCAACAUUUAAGCCUGAAGUUAUAAAAUUAUUAACAAUUAUUAGUUGGCAAACUUUGUAACGCACUUGAAAAAAACGAAUUUUAUUUUUUAAGAAAAAGUGAUAUUUAGUAUCUUGUAAAUUUCAAAAAAUAAUAUCAGUUUUCUUAGUGUAAAAAUAAUAUCAUUAAAAGUUAUAAAAAUGAAAUAUUUAAUAAGUUUAUUUAUGUUUGUUGCUUGCUGUCUGCAACAAUGUUGCUGGGCUCAAAGCACAACAGUUCGUCCCUACAAAUUCGGUUUCACCAUAGACGAACAACAACAUCGUUCGGAAUCAAGAGAUGAGCGUGGUAUUGUGAUGGGAGAAUUUGGUUUUAUAACAGCUGAUGGAAUUUAUCAUGUAACUGUAUAUGCCACCGAUGAGCAAGGCCGAUUUCGUAUACUGGCCAUGAGAAAUUAUCCUUAUGAAUCACCACCCAAAACUGUUGAGGUAAUGGUGCAGCCAAAGAUAGCACCUACAACUACUACCACCGCAAAACCUUUAGCCAAACAUAAUUUCAAUACCGAAGCCUGUUCGGGCUGCUUUUUGACCAAUGGCAAUAAUAAACCUAAAGGUCUUAAUGGCAUAGAAAGUAAAACUGUGAAGAAUGAUAUAAGACCUUUGUCGAAGUCGUUGCCCAGUCCCAGUGCUAAUGCAGCAGCUAAUCCUAAGAUUCCUAACAAGAAUGUAGGCGCAGGUAAACUAUACAGUUUAAAUGGUGAAAAUGUUUUAUUAACCUUUAAUGCGAAUAAAAAGCCAAUAAAACUAAAUACACCAGUAACAGAAAAUGUAGCAUUUAAAGAUUUAGUUGAACUACAAAAUGCUGUCAAGAAUCAACAAUUAUUUAGCACUACACCUUCAUCGGUUGCACCAAGUAGAGCUUAUUUAACACCUAAUAAUAUUAAUACAAAACCUUUAGCAAUUGCAGCACCUAAAGUUGACAUGACACUUUCAACAUUUGUACCAAGUGUCUCUAUACUUGCACUUAAUAAAUUUGUUUCAACACCCUCUAAUCUAACACCUAAUACUGAACACACAAAUCCUCCUAUCUUUGCACCUACUAAGUUUACCACAACUGUUGCAAAUAAACAAUCAAGUGAAAAACACACUACACCAAAAACAAAAAUUAGCGAAAUUUUAUUAAAUGAUAAAAAUAAAUCAAUUACUAAAACAUUACAAAAUCCUUUAAGAACACAACAGCAAUUAAUUAAGAGCACACCAACACAACCCAAUGCACCUUAUGUUAAGCAACAAUACCAAAUGGUAGCACUUUCAUUGGUCGGUGAUAAGGACACAAACAAAGCUAUUAUUAAUAAUAAUCUUAAACCUUUAAAAACGAAAACUAUUCAAUUUUUGAAACAUGAUUUAAAUUUACCCACAAAAACUGCAGCACAAGAAAACACUUUAACCAAAACACCUACAAAGAAUACUCUUGAACCGCCAUUUGAGGGUAAUUUAAACACUGAUACCACAGCACAGGCAAACACCUUAACUCAAACACCCUUAAAAAGCUCAGUUGGAAGUGUAGAAGAGCCAGCAUCACAAGGUAAGGACACACAGCUAAAGCUUAUGCUUGAACAACCUAAAGAAUACAAAGUAUUUCCUCAAGCAUCAGCAAAUCCUGCAACCUUGAAUAAAAACUCCGGAAAGCAACCUAUACAAACACCACCAAACACUAAUACAUUAAACAAGCAAUACACUACAAGUCCCACAGUUAGCCAAGACACCAACCAACAAACUACAAAACCUUUAGCAGGCAGUCCUGGUUCUGCAGGCACAGCAAAGACAAACACCGGAAAUCCACCACCCAUAAUGGACAUAAUAAUGCAAAAAGUGCUUCCUGCUAUAAUGGGUAAAACACCUUCAGGCACCCCAACUCAAACUACAACCCUUAAUAAACCAAAUGCAGUGCCAUCUGGCAAAAAACCUAGCAGUACAUCCGGUUCUUCUUCUACAUCCGCAAACGGUGAUGGUGAUUUGUAUCGUUUCAAAUACAUUUUAGACUAUCACGGUCAUACUGAGACCGGUAAACGCAAUGGCAAUAAGGAAGGCAGUUAUUAUGCCAUUGGUGAUGAUGAUGUUGAACGUACUAUUGAGUAUGUGGCAAAUGAAAAUGGCUAUCAGCCACGUAUACGUUGGCGUAAGUUAGAUCGCAAUGAAAUCAAGUCAAAAGAAAAUACUCUUAAAGAUUACGAAUUCGUGUGGUUUAAUCAAUAAGCAAACGAGUGGAAAACAAACCAUAAAAUAUAGAAAGAAUAUUUAGAUUUGUUUGAAAUGUGUUCACUUUACUGAUCCAAUGAAAAUUUAUGUUUUUGUUGAUUUAGUUUUAUUUUAGUUUGUAAUUAAUAAUUUAAAUUAUUUUUUUUAUAUUAUUAUUUUAUAAUUUAUCAUAAAGUAUAGAGAAAACAAUAAAUAUUUGUCUUAAAAUUAUUU
Messenger RNA from Lucilia sericata (common green bottle fly), 2587 nucleotides. RefSeq names its product protein lethal(3)malignant blood neoplasm 1 (gene l(3)mbn). Bases 320 to 2371 code for a protein of 683 amino acids. Lineage: Eukaryota; Metazoa; Arthropoda; Insecta; Diptera; Calliphoridae. Gene Ontology annotation, cellular component: chitin-based extracellular matrix. The transcript is spliced from 6 exons. The record is from RefSeq and is a predicted model, not a curated record. Gene Ontology annotation, molecular function: structural constituent of chitin-based larval cuticle.